UGGGCGUGAUUACCAAGUGUCAUGGCAGCCACCGGGAUUGUACUGUAGUGUGCAAGACAGAAGCCGAGGAUAUUUCCUCACAUAGGUUGAGCUGUAUUAAUUUUCAUACUGGGGACAUUUGAUUGUAAAAAGACCUAAAUAUGGGCACUGUGCAUGCCAGGAGUCUGGACCCUCUUCCUAUGCAAGGACCUGAACUUGGGGUUCAGGCAGAUGACAUGGACCUGGAACCAGAACAUGAGGAGAAACAGGAAAUUCUUGAAAAUAAAGAUGUGGUGGUACAGCGAGUACACAUCGAUGGGCUUGGAAGAACAAAGGAAGACUUUUUAACGUAUGAAAUUGAAGAUGUUUUCCAAGCCAAAAACCUGAUUGAGGUAAUGAAGAAGUCCCAUGAGGCCAGACAGAAGCUCCUGCGUCUGGGAAUAUUCAGACAUGUAGAAGUUGUCAUAGAUACAGCUGAAGGUGCCGAUGCACUGCCUAAUGGACUGGAUGUGACAUUUGAUGUGAAGGAGAUGAGAAGAAUGACAGGAAGUUAUAACACCAUGGUUGGGAACAAUGAAGGAAGCAUGGUGCUGGGUCUGAAAUUGCCCAAUGUUUUUGGUCGGGCAGAAAAGCUGACGUUCCAGUUUUCUUACGGCACUAAGGAAACGUCAUACGGUCUGUCGUUCUUCAAGCCACAACCAGGACACUUUGAACGGAACUUCGCCAUUAACUUGUAUAAAGUCACGGGACAGUUCCCAUGGAGCUCGCUGAGAGAGACUGACAAAGGAAUCUCAACAGAAAUCAGUUUCCCUAUCUGGAGGACAAACCACACCCUAAAAUGGGAGGGUGUGUGGAGAGAAUUGGGUUGUCUGGCCCGUACGGCUUCCUUUGCUGUCAGGGAGGAGAGUGGUCAUUCUCUGAAAUCCUCUUUAUCCCAUGCAAUGGUCAUUGACACACGCAAUUCAUCGAUCCUUCCAAGAAGAGGUGCCUUGCUGAAGAUCAACCAGGAACUGGCCGGUUACACUGGAGGAGAUGUCAAUUUCUUAAAGGAAGACUUUGAGAUUCAACUCAACAAGGCACUCUUUUGGGACUCGGUGCUCUCUGCAUCUCUUUGGGGUGGGGUGUUGCUACCCCUUGGAGACAGGUCCUCCAGUAUCGCUGAUAGGUUCUAUUUGGGUGGUCCCACUAGUGUAAGGGGCUUCAGCAUGUACAGCAUUGGUCCUCAGAGUGAAGGUGACUAUCUUGGUGGGGAAGCAUAUUGGGCUGGAGGGCUUCAUCUGUACACCCCUCUUCCAUUCAGGCCAGGCAAAGGAGGCUUUGGGGACCUUUUUAGGACACAUUUCUUUCUCAACGCUGGAAACCUGUGUAACCUUAAUUAUGGAGAAGGGCCAAGAGCACACCUGAGCAAACUGGCUGAGUGUAUUCGCUGGUCAUAUGGAGCAGGCAUUGUGUUACGUCUGGGGAACAUUGCUCGACUGGAGCUCAACUAUUGCAUUCCCAUGGGCGUCCAGAGUGGAGACAGGAUAUGUGAUGGAGUGCAGUUUGGGGCUGGAAUCCGGUUCCUGUAAUAUUCUGAUCCUGAACGUAACAGGGAUUUCUUUGUACAUGUGAAAAAGGAUGCCUUUAAGAUUCCAUUUUAAGUUGCAUAGCACAAUGCAAUGAGUGUUGUCUAAUUUUUGAUCUAUACAAAUACAUCUGAGGAAUACAGUCUACUACCAAUAACAGAACCAAUGUAAAGUAUCAAUCUGCUGUUUUGAAGUAAUUGCUACUUUAGUAGGGAGUAUAUUGGAGAUCAGUGCACUUAACACCUAAAAUAUUUAUUUGUCUGAACAGCCAGUGUUCAAUAAAUGAUGUUUCUGCCCUUUA
Molecule: messenger RNA, 1845 nt
Organism: Paramisgurnus dabryanus
Lineage: Eukaryota; Metazoa; Chordata; Actinopteri; Cypriniformes; Cobitidae
Gene: samm50
Product: SAMM50 sorting and assembly machinery component
Biological process (GO): protein insertion into mitochondrial outer membrane; mitochondrial respiratory chain complex assembly
Cellular component (GO): outer membrane
Source: RefSeq, a predicted model, not a curated record